GAAUACAAAUUGGCAAAAUAUAAAAAAUGCAUGAAAAACUUUGGAAUCCAAUUGUGGCGAGUUGUAGACCCGAUAACAAAUGGCACUUAUUACAACACCUACAAUUACCAAUGGAACAAAUAUUUUCAAACUGUUUUUCCAAUCGCUAUCUUUGUUCCAUCAACCGUACCAGAUGUUCAGGCUACAGUCAAAUGCGGCUUUAGGUCUAGAAUUCAGCUGAUUCCAAACUCGGGAGCUCAUUCUUAUGCCGAUUUGUCAAGCGGAACGAAUGAUACAAUUAUUGUAGAUUUUCGCUACAUGAACUCAGUCGAUAUCGACGAAGCAACGAACUCCGUCACUGUUGGUCCAGGUGCUUUCGUCGGUCACGUGAACGCUAAAUUGUGGCAAAAUGGUGGAUGGGGAACCGUUUUAGGAAUGUGUAUGACUGUAGCAAUAGGUGGACAUGCGAUUGGAGGUGGUAUCAGUCUUUUUUCAUCAUUGUAUGGACUCGUUAUUGAUAAUAUUUUGGAAAUGAAAGUGGUGGAUGCCCGUGGAAAUGCUGUAACAGUUAAUGCCAAUUGCAAUGCUGAUUUGUGGUGGGCUAUGCGUGGCGUUGGACCCGGAUAUAUUGGCAUUGUAACAAGUAUAAAACUCAAAAUGUUCAAGGCUAAGAACCUCAAGCUGACAUUUACGGAAGCUCAAUAUAAGGUUAAGGACUUUCAGAAUGUUCUUGCAAAUUACACUCAAUGGUUGGAUUGGGUCAAAGAUAAUGAGCCUAGUGUUAUGACAACUAUGUUCGUCACUAAUGACAACUAUUACGUACCUCAUCAGCCCGCAAAACCUGGUGUCACAAUCCAGAUACUUCACUUGCAAGACCCAAUAUUACAACCCAAUUCUAGCAGCAACGUUUUAGAAGCAUAUCCAACAUUCUUUAACAAUGCCAAUGCCAUAGUAACAAAUUAUCCGUCAUACAUCCAAUUCGUCAUUGGAACUGGUUACACACCAGUGCUUGCAAAACCACAAAACACUUCAUCGAAUCCUAUCGACAACCAAUUGAAUUUCUAUUCGACAUUGACCAAAGAAAUGGCAGUUUCGCGGUACUUCUUUUCCAAGUCUUUUUACGUAAACAAACAAAUCCGAUCCGACGAGUUAAAUGAAGUACAAGAUGUUGUAAACGAAAUACCUAAUAACACAAUGGGAAUUCAAAUUAAUGCCGAGCAAGGUGCCAUCGGUGCCCGACGAGCUACCGACUCAGCGUACGUUCACCGGAACAGCUUGUUCGAUCUACGAGUUUACUAUGAAAGUAUAAGUGGUGGUGAUUCGGUCGUUGCGGGGAAACGUUGGUUGAAAAAGUUUAUGAAAGCGACCCAAUUCAUGGACAGUGGCGCAACGUAUUAAAACUUUCCGGAUCUGGAGCUGAACGAUUAUUUGUUCAGAUAUUAUGGCGGUAAUUUGAAGAAAUUAAUCAAAAUUAAGCAGAAGUGGGAUCCGUUUGGUUACUUUAAUUCAACAAUGUCAAUUCCCACCAGACGUACGUGGAAGUAUUUUGUUUAAAUGUUGAGGACGAGAAACUUAAUAAAUUUUUGCUUAACCGUAGCACUUUAGC
This is a messenger RNA of Bradysia coprophila, 1585 nucleotides long. RefSeq lists its product as uncharacterized. The record is from RefSeq and is a predicted model, not a curated record. NCBI's taxonomy places the organism in Eukaryota, Metazoa, Arthropoda, Insecta, Diptera, Sciaridae. Gene Ontology annotation, molecular function: FAD binding.